Helianthus annuus (common sunflower) is the source of this 1140-nucleotide messenger RNA. Its product is annotated as MLO-like protein. Bases 413 to 751 code for a protein of 112 amino acids. The record is from RefSeq and is a predicted model, not a curated record. NCBI's taxonomy places the organism in Eukaryota, Viridiplantae, Streptophyta, Magnoliopsida, Asterales, Asteraceae. Gene Ontology annotation, cellular component: membrane. The transcript is spliced from 6 exons. Gene Ontology annotation, biological process: defense response.
UAAAGGUGCGGUUCUCCUAAGGGACCACAUCAUUUGAUCCAACCUACACCUCAUAUUAUUGAGCUUGGGUACUCCCAAAACUAAAAGGUGCGGUUCUCCUCUAGACCGCAUCAUUUCAUCCAUUCCCCCAGCCAAAAAAAAAAAUGAAUUUCAUCUUCCCUCCAUCCAUCCCUACAUUCCCUGUAAUUCCUCCUCCAUGGCUCCAUCUUAUCACAACUUCACCUCGUAUCUCUCUCUCAAUUUGAAAUACAACAACAAAACAACACAAAACUGAAAAAUUCUAGGGUUUCUCCUCAGGUUCAGGCUCAACAUCAGACGAAUUCGAACUAUACCAAAACUCUCAGAUCUGUGACGACAAAACCUGAUCACCUGUACAACUUUUUGGAUAUGUCCACUCAAAGCUCGCUUGGUUAUGGUUAUAUCAAUUGCGCCAAUGCUCAAGAUGAUGGUUUUUAGUUGGGGAAAAACUACAAGUGAUCAUAACCAAAAUGGGCUUGAGGAUUCAAGAAAGAGGUGCAAUGUUCAAGGGUAUACCCUUCGUUCAUCUCGCCAACGACCUUUUUUGGUUCAACCGCUCUCACCUCCUGCUCUAUUUUAUUCACUCUGUCCUCUUUCAGAAUGCAUAUCCGUUGGCUUUCUUUGCAUGGUCCGGGGUAAACCCACAAAUCAUAUGAAUACGGGCCGAAAUCAUGCUUCCAUAAGAACAAAGCCGACUUUGGAAUUAAGAUUUCAAUGGGGGUGUUUGUACUAAUAGCCUAAACACUAUGCAACCAUGUGACUUUAUGCACUAGUGACACAAAUGGGUUCAACCAUGAGCCUGCCAUGUUCAACGAUCAUGUGGUAGUAUUUUAACAUUUAAAUUUAAAGAUUGCAUUUCAUACGUACGUACACUUGCGUUUAUAUUUUAAACUUUAUUUUAUUAAUCUAACGUUAUGUUUUGUUAGACAAUUUAUAUGGUUCCGGUUGAAAGUAUGAAUUGAAGAUGUUGGUUUGGGUUGCAAGUACGUAGACAUUGGUUCGGGAAGUUAUUGUAUAUCGCUUUCAUCUUUAUAGAUAUACGUAUUUGUGUUUUUUGAAACCUUUGUAAUUUACAUUGUUGAAUUAUGUUAUAUUGGGUUUAAUUUAAUUUUGUUUUUUGUA